AUUUUUACGUGGCAAUUAUUCUCGAAGUUAUUCAACAUUAGUUUCACUAUUUGACUUAGUUUAGCUAAUAAUGUGGAUAUGUAACUUGCAUUUCUUUAAAUUAUUGUUCAGCCCAAAUAACCGAAGUGUAGUUUUUGGUACCCAAAUUUGUAGAAAUAGUCAAACCCUCCUGAGUCAAUUGUUAGGGAAGCUCGGGGGUGGGUGGGGGCUUAUAUGAAAAUGUUUUGAGAGAAGAUUCUCUGGACCAUGGUCCAGCUGCACCUAUGGUCCACAUCGUUAGAUCUAAGGACAUGGGCAUCUAUGUAUGGGCCAGAUUAGUAGAGAUGGUGAGCAUUUAUGCUAAUAUGGAUUACUGACUGUCCUUAGAGUUUGGACCAUAAGGGUUGCCCAUUAAAAUUCAUGCCAAAGACGUCUCGAUACAUGCCAAUUUGCUAUGUGGAUGGGUUUGCACUGCUGCCAAACAGCCAAAGCACACUGCAUGCAUGGCAGCAUGCUAAUGUGAGAAAAUGCGGUACCUACUUUUGAUUAGAUGGCGCUAUAUACUUAUACUUUGUUUACGUUGGCACUAUAACAGAAACCAUAUUUUUUAUUAGUGUCCAUAUUUCCUCUCAUGUUCCAGUGAAUAUAUUACUCAUGUGUUUUCGCUUUUCAGAAAAUUACAAAAAGGUGUCAUGGGAGAGAAAAUCAAACAUAUACAGUAAAUUUUUAGGAGCAGAAUCUACAAUUUCCUAUUUGUGUUCCAGUGAAUAUCGCUGAUAAUUUUACAAUCUUAAAGUACAUCUAUGUGGUAUGUCUAUGCUACAUUUUUGGCAAUUGUCAAGGGAAAAUCCAGAGAUAUAAAAGUUUUUAAUUUCUAGAAUAGCAGGUGGAUCAUCAAAAACAUAUAUUUCUGCCCAUUAGAGGCAUUCAUCUUGUAAUUAGUAGUAACUUCUCCAUAGUUAUGACAAUAAAAAUGAAUGCGAUCACAGUAGCUAUAUGCGAUGACCUUGGUCGAGUUAGUGCUAGAUACAUCCAUUUGAGCGACAAGUAAUUAGGGACGGAGGGAGUACUGCCUAUGUGAUUAAGGUCUUAUGAGCUUACUACCCAGUAGCAUGCCCAUUAUGCAACAUGGUCCAGUAGAACACUGUUGUAUGUUUUUACUAAGUUUUUUUGGGAGGUGGGUGGGGUUUAUAUUUGGUCCUCAAGCGGGACAGGAGAGUGAAGCUGUCUUUAUUAAAAAAAAUGUUUACAUGGAAAUGAUUCUUUAAAUUGAACUUCAACUUUAGUUCCACUAUUUAACAAAGCUAACAAUGAUGAUAUAUAACUUGCAUUUUUGAUUUAUUGUUCACCCCAGAUAAUCCAGGCGUAGUCUUACGGUAUCUAAAGCUGUAGAAAUAAUCAAACCGUCCCAUAGUGUUUUAGGACUUACAUUGGGUCGCUGAGUCAAUUGUUGGGGAAACUCGUGGAAAACACUAGUAAGGGAUGACUUAUAUUAAAAUGAUGUAGUUUGACUAUGUCAGUUUUCUGGGUGGGUGAGUGGGUGGGUUGGUGGGGGUAUUCAUAUUUUUUCCAUGAAAGGGGGACAGCUGGGCAGGAGGCUGAAGCUAUCUUUAAGUACAGAAGAAUACACUGUCCAUCCCUUGAUGUUGAGAACAGCAACUCAGAGAGUUUGUGGUACAGCUUCAAACUGAACUAUUUUCUGCCGGCCCUUUUGUUUUCCAGUUAUAAGCCCCAGACCACCUUCUUGGUUUAUGUUCCUUCAUUAGGCUUUCUGGACAAGUAUAGCGCCAAGGUAACAGCUUCGCAAGAAAGGUGCGAGUUUAGCCCAGAAUUCUGUUCCAAGCCCUUCCAGUUUGUUCAUGACCUUCAGGAUCAUCUUAUAGUUUUGCCACCACCUCUCGCCAAAAGAUGGGAGGCUACUACUGCUUGUUUCCCUGCUUGCUCGUCUGCUUUCUGCUCCACACACUUGGCAGCCACUCCCUGAAUCAGACAUGCAAUCCCACUGACCUGGAGGCGCUUCUCUCCUUUUCCAGCAGCUUGGAUAGGAAGGGCAGCAGGCUUGUCGGGUGGGGUCCCAACGACACAGCGUGCUGUUCUUGGACCGGCGUCUCUUGUGAUCUUGGGAGGGUUGUUGGGUUGGAUCUCUCCAACAAGAGCCUUCAUGGCGGCAUCUCCUCAGCAAUCAGCUUGCUUGAUGGCCUUGUGACUCUAAACCUCUCUGGCAACUCUCUCCAUGGUCAGCCACCGGUUGGGCUUGGCCGGUUAGCAAGGAUGCGGAUUCUCGACCUCAGCAUGAACAUGCUCUCCGGCGCGUUCCCGACGAGUGAACACGGCUUCCCAGCGAUUGAGGUUGUGAAUGUCUCCUUCAACCAAUUCAAGGGACCACAUCCUGUGUUCCCUGGCGCAAUGAACCUGACGGUUCUUGAUAUCUCGAGCAAUGCCUUUUCUGGUGGCAUCAACAUCAUGGUCCUCUGUGUUGCGCCGGUCAAGGCCCUGCGAUUUUCCAGGAAUAAGUUCACCGGUCAGGUCCUCACCGGCUUCGGCCAGUGCAAGAUGCUUACUGAGCUCUCUAUUGACAGCAGUGGCCUUACCGGAAACCUCCCCAGCGACCUUUACACUAUAUCAGAGUUGAGGAGGCUGAGCUUACGAGAUAACCUGCUCUCUGGUAAUCUCGGCGAGAACCUGGGUAACUUCUCUCAGCUUAUCCAUAUUGACCUGUCAUAUAACAUGUUCCGUGGCAUCAUCCCUGACAUGUUUGGAGGUUUGAGGAGGCUGGAGUUCUUAAACUUGUGCUCAAAUUUGUUAACUGGCACAUUGCCUGCUUCCCUGUCGAGCUGCCCAAUGCUGCGAGUGAUCAACCUAAGGAACAACUCGCUGUCGGGCAAGAUUACCAUUGACUUCCGUUUAUUACCAAGGCUGAUCGUUUUGGAUGCAGGGGCCAACAUGCUGAGUGGUCCUAUACCUCCAGAUCUCAUGUGGUGCACUGAGUUGAGGACACUGAACCUUGGAAAGAACAUGCUUGAUGGGGACAUAACAGAGAGCUUUAAGAAUUUGCGAUCCCUGUCGCACCUUUCGCUUGAUCGUAAUGGCUUCACCAACUUGUCAUCCGCAUUACGAGUCUUGCAGCACCUGCCCAAACUGACAACUUUGGUGCUCACCAAGAACUUCCAUGGUGGUGAGACCCUGCCUAUGGAUGGCAUCAAUGGGUUUAAGAGCAUGCAGGUGUUUGUUUUGGCAAACUGUGCGCUCUCCGGCAUGAUUCCGCCUUGGCUGAAAAGUAUGGAGAGCCUCAGAGCGCUGGACCUUUCAUGGAAUAAGUUGAAUGGAAAGAUCCCACUAUGGUUGGGCAAUCUCAAUGAUCUCUUCUACGUCGACCUGUCAAACAAUUUGUUCAGUGGGGAGCUGCCUGAGAGCUUUACACAGAUGAAGGGUUUAAUUUCAAGUAAUAGUUCGAGUGAGCAUGCAUCAAUGGAGGAUUUCCCAUUAUUUAUCAAGAAGAAUUCAUGUAAUAAAGGUUUGCAGUACAACCAUGUCAGCAGCUUCCCGCCGUCGCUGAUCCUGUCCAAUAACUUGCUUGUUGGGCCAGUCUUGUGGGGCCUUGGCAAUCUUGUGAAGCUUCAUGUGUUGGACUUGGGCUGGAAUAACUUAUCGGGGUCAAUUCCUGAUGAGUUGUCAACCAUUUCAAGCUUGGAAGAGCUAAAUUUAACCCACAAUGGCCUCAGUGGGAGCAUACCAGAAUCUCUAGCAAAGUUGACAUUUCUCUCCACGUUUGAUGUCUCGUACAACAACCUGACUGGACUAAUCCCAGCAGGGGGUCAAUUUUCCACAUUCACAAAUGAGAAUUUCGUGGGCAAUGCUGGACUAUGCCUUCGUUGGAAUGGCCCCUGCUUUGGAAAGGCUCCAUUUGAAGAAGGAAGUGAUGGCACCGAUACCAUAUCCGCAAUGCUCACGAUGACAUACAUCACUGUGGAAGUGGGAUUCGCUUUCGGGCUUUUGACUGUCUGUAACAUACUGUUCUUCGCAAGGGCUUGGAGGGCCGCAUAUUUUCUGGCGGUCGACAGGUUCUUUGAUAAGCUCUAUGUAAUGACAAUGGUGAAGGUGAACAAGCUCACAAGAAUUUGGGAGGAUAAAGAUCAUCUUUAGAACAAGUCAGACAUUGCUCUUUGCAGGUCCUAUCUAGGGGGCUUGUGUGCAAAUGUUCUUUUUACUUUAUAUAUGCCGUCUCCUUUUUCUCAGCUUAUUAUAGUGUCUUCCUUGCUACCACCUCAGGUGUCAUUAGGUGGAUAGAUUCAGUAGCAGGGGUCAUAUGGUUAGAUCUUGAAUUCCUCUUCAUGCUGAGGGCAAUAUUGUUUGUGAUAUGUGUUGAUACAACAAAAUUUAUGAACUGUGUGGUGGGUGCUAAU
Triticum aestivum (bread wheat) is the source of this 4382-nucleotide messenger RNA. Its product is annotated as phytosulfokine receptor 1-like. The coding region runs from base 1888 to 4122 and encodes 744 amino acids. NCBI's taxonomy places the organism in Eukaryota, Viridiplantae, Streptophyta, Magnoliopsida, Poales, Poaceae. Gene Ontology annotation, molecular function: protein binding. The record is from RefSeq and is a predicted model, not a curated record. The transcript has 2 exons.